Messenger RNA from Myripristis murdjan (pinecone soldierfish), 1843 nucleotides. Its product is annotated as protein kinase C and casein kinase substrate in neurons protein 3. Bases 465 to 1622 code for a protein of 385 amino acids. NCBI's taxonomy places the organism in Eukaryota, Metazoa, Chordata, Actinopteri, Holocentriformes, Holocentridae. Gene Ontology annotation, molecular function: protein binding; phospholipid binding. The transcript is spliced from 10 exons. Gene Ontology annotation, cellular component: cytoplasm; endosome; plasma membrane. Gene Ontology annotation, biological process: plasma membrane tubulation; cytoskeleton organization; regulation of endocytosis. The record is from RefSeq and is a predicted model, not a curated record.
AGAGAAAGAAAGAGAGAGAGAGAAAGAGAGAGAGAGAGCUCGUUACUGGCUGGUGAUGAAGUACAAAGCGAGGAUAAGUUUCCUGCAGCUGUUUUAAAGAGAGAGAGAGAGAGAGAGAGGGUGUGAGGGACGGAGAGAGAGAGGGAGAGGGAGAGAGAGAGAGAGAGGGAGGGAGGGAGAGAAAAGCCAACUCAUCUGACACAAACAGUGGGCCAAAGAAAGGGGAAGAGCAGGAGCGGCACCGGGGCUGCAGAGGACGAGUGGAAAAUCAAAGUGGGAGAGGGAGGACUUGGAGCGGCGUGAAGGGAGGAAAAAAAGGAGAAGCAGAGAGUCAGCAGCACAAGGACUGGGAAAGAGGGGAAGAAAAAAAAUAAGUAAAAAAAAAAAAACAGAAAAAAAAAAACAAAAGUGUGUGGCUGGAGGAGAAACGGGGGUCGAAGCAGCGGCGAGCGAGAGAGACGAGGAUGUCAACGGAAAAUGGCUCUGAGGACGCCAACCAUCGUAGCUUCUGGAUGCCUGGGAACUAUCAGCGCACGGUGAAGCGGACAGAAGAUGCCUUCCAGGCCUGUAACGACAUCGUGGCCUGUUUCCAAGAGAGGGCUCGCGUGGAGCGGCAGUACGCCCAGCAGCUCAGCGAGUGGAGCAACAAGUGGAAGCCUCUGGUGGACUCCAGUCCUCUGUACGGCUCCCUCCUGAAGGCCUGGCAGUGUUUCCUGUCCUCGGCUGACCGGCUGGCCUCCCUGCACGCCACCAUCUGUCGCUCCCUGGUGUCGGAGGACGGCGACCAGGUCAGGACCUGGCAGAAGGACUCCUUCCACAAGAAGCUGUUCGGAGGCUUCAAGGAGUCCCAGGACAUCGACACUGGUUUCGCACGCGCUCAGAAGCCCUGGGCCAAACGUCUGAAAAAGCUGGACAAAGCCAGGAGGGCGUACCACAAGGUGAGCCGCAAGGAGCAGCUGGCCCGGGAGCGAGAGGCGCACGCUCAGGGGAACCCGGACAUCGCCAUCGAGAAACAGAGGAAGAUCCAGGAGGAGAGGGAGCUGGCCCAGCAGGAGGCCGAGAAGGUCCGUGCCCGCUAUGAGAAGGUCCUGGAGGAGGUGAGCCGCUACGCUCCUCGCUACAUGGAGGAGAUGGAGUCCAUCUUUGACCAAUCGCAGGAGGAGGAGCGCAAGAGGAUCAGCUUCCUCAAACAGGCCUUCCUCUCCAUCCACAGACACCUGGACGUCACCAACAACGAGAGUGUGAAGGCGGUGUACAACGAGCUGCACAACACACUGAUGGCCAUCAACGAGCAGGAGGACCUGCGCUGGUGGAAGAACACCCACGGGCCCGGCAUGCCCACCGACUGGCCCCACUUCCAGGAGUGGACGCCCGAGAAGAAAACCAAAAAAGGGAAGAAAGUCGUGGAGCAGAAAGGAACGAUAGAGCGGAGUGCGAUGAUUGGUGGAGUCAGAGUAAGAGCUCUCUAUGAUUAUGUUGGCCAGGAGACAGAUGAGCUGUCCUUUAAAGCAGGCGAGGAGUUCCUGAAGAUCGAGGAUGAGGACGAUCAGGGCUGGUGCCGGGGGAUGAAGGACGAGGGCAGGGAGGGGCUGUACCCGGCCAACUACGUGGAGGUGGUCUAGUGCGUCAAAAAAAAAAAAAAAAAAAAAAAAAAAAAAAGACCCUCGCCGGGAGAAGAAAAGCUCAGUCACGUCCUGCAGUUUGUCUGGAUCCUAAACACAACCUGGUCUAGAGUCUGUCAGAAAACACCGAGCAGCUCGCAGCCAAAGAUACUGUCUGGGAUGAGAUGGACCUUUUGGCACAAACACAUUAAAGAAAAAAAAAAAAAGAAAAAGAAAAAAAA